This is a messenger RNA of Erinaceus europaeus (western European hedgehog), 2065 nucleotides long. It is a transcript of the gene TKT, whose product is annotated as transketolase. The coding region runs from base 109 to 1980 and encodes 623 amino acids. NCBI's taxonomy places the organism in Eukaryota, Metazoa, Chordata, Mammalia, Eulipotyphla, Erinaceidae. Gene Ontology annotation, cellular component: extracellular exosome; endoplasmic reticulum membrane. The record is from RefSeq and is a predicted model, not a curated record. The transcript is spliced from 14 exons. Gene Ontology annotation, biological process: ribose phosphate biosynthetic process; pentose-phosphate shunt, non-oxidative branch. Gene Ontology annotation, molecular function: thiamine pyrophosphate binding; transketolase activity.
CGAGUCCCGGGAGUCUUAAGGCGCCACUGCGCGGGCCGGGCCUGGCCUCUGCCUGUGUCGCUGGCCUCUGUCUGUACCGCUCGUCUCGCCGCUGCGCCGCGCCGCACCAUGGAGGGCUACCACAAGCCGGACCAGCAGAAGCUGCAGGCCCUGAAGGACACGGCCAACCGCCUGCGCAUCAGCUCCAUUCAGGCCACCACGGCCGCGGGCUCCGGCCACCCCACAUCCUGCUGCAGCUCUGCUGAGAUCAUGGCUGUGCUCUUCUUCCACACCAUGCGCUAUAAGUCCCAGGACCCCCGCAACCCACACAACGACCGCUUUGUGCUCUCCAAGGGCCAUGCGGCUCCCAUCCUGUAUGCCGUCUGGGCUGAGGCAGGCUUCCUGCCAGAGGCAGAGCUGCUGAACCUGCGCAAGAUAAGCUCUGACCUGGAUGGGCACCCUGUCCCGAAACAAGCCUUCACUGACGUGGCCACUGGCUCCCUGGGCCAGGGACUGGGCGCCGCCUGCGGGAUGGCCUACACCGGCAAAUACUUUGACAAGGCCAGUUACCGUGUCUACUGCGUGCUGGGCGACGGGGAGCUGUCAGAGGGUUCUGUUUGGGAGGCCAUGGCCUUUGCAGGCAUCUACAAACUGGACAACCUGGUGGCCAUUCUUGACAUCAACCGCCUGGGCCAGAGUGACCCAGCCCCACUGCAGCACCAGGUGGAUGUGUACCAGAAGCGCUGCGAGGCCUUUGGCUGGCACGCCAUCAUUGUGGACGGACACAGUGUGGAGGAGCUGUGUAAGGCAUUUGGCCAAGCCAAGCACCAGCCGACAGCCAUCAUUGCCAAGACUUUCAAGGGCCGAGGGAUUGCAGGGAUUGAAGACAAGGAGGCUUGGCAUGGCAAGCCCUUGCCCAAGAACAUGGCGGACCAGACAAUCCAAGAGAUCUACAGCCUGAUCCAGAGCAAAAAGAAGAUCCUGGCCACCCCCCCACAGGAGGAUGCUCCCUCGGUGGAUAUUGCCAACAUUCGAAUGCCUACCCCACCCAGCUACAAAGUUGGGGACAAGAUCGCCACCCGCAAGGCCUAUGGGCAGGCCUUGGCCAAGCUGGGUCAUGGCAGUGACCGCGUGAUUGCCCUGGAUGGGGACACCAAGAAUUCCACCUUCUCAGACCUCUUCAAAAAGGAGCACCCAGACCGCUUCAUUGAAUGCUACAUAGCCGAGCAGAACAUGGUGAGCAUCGCAGUGGGCUGCGCCACUCGCAAUAGGACGGUGCCCUUCUGCAGCACCUUUGCUGCCUUCUUCACCAGGGCCUUCGACCAGAUCCGCAUGGCUGCCAUCUCUGAGAGUAACAUCAACCUCUGCGGCUCCCACUGCGGCGUGUCCAUCGGUGAGGAUGGGCCCUCCCAGAUGGCACUGGAAGACUUGGCCAUGUUCCGAGCAGUCCCCAUGUGCACUGUCUUCUACCCUAGUGACGGUGUGUCCACAGAGAAGGCUGUGGAACUAGCAGCCAACACCAAGGGUAUCUGCUUCAUCCGCACCAGCCGCCCAGAAAAUGCCAUCAUCUACAACAGCAAUGAGGACUUCCAAGUGGGCCAGGCCAAGGUGGUUCUGAAGAGCAAGGAUGACCAGGUGACUGUGAUUGGGGCUGGAGUGACCCUGCACGAAGCCCUGGCCGCUGCUGACCUGCUGAAGAAAGAAAAGAUCAGCAUUCGAGUGCUGGACCCCUUCACCAUCAAGCCCCUGGACAAGAAACUCAUUCUAGAUAGUGCUCGGGCCACCAAGGGCCGGAUCCUCACUGUGGAGGACCAUUACUAUGAAGGUGGCAUUGGCGAGGCGGUGUGCUCCGCAGUGGUGGGGGAGCCCGGCAUCACUGUUACCCGCCUGGCAGUUAGCCAGAUCCCCAGGAGUGGGAAGCCGGCUGAGCUGCUGAAGAUGUUUGGCAUCGACAAGGACGCCAUUGCACAGGCUGUUAGGGGCCUGGUGGCCAAGGCCUAAGGGUGCACCCCUCAUGUUCCCCCAAGGUGCCCUGGGGGACUGGGUUCCAAGAGCUGAAGUGAAUAUAGGUUUUGAGAAAAAUGAA